AUUUAACGACUUGUACAGGCCAAUCAUCGGGAUGGAUUUUUCCUUAUGGGGUGAGUAUGUCAAAAGACAGAGACAGAUGGAUGAGGUUUCGUCUUACAAUGGGGACGUUGACAGGUCGUUCACCCGUGACAUGGGCAGCUCCACAGUUCACUCCAUGAAGAUGAUGCAGCAUCUGUAUGACCAGCUGUGUGCCCAGUCUGAGUUCUGUGACAUUACUCUGGCAUUUGCAGGCAUUGAGAUGAAGGCCCACUGGUGUGUCCUGGUGGCCUGCCCCUACUUUCAGUCCCUAUACAACAGUGGCAUGUGUGAGAAGGUGCAAGGAAAGGUGCACAUUCGAGUAGGGAAACUUUCUGCAGUAAGGUCUGCAAUAACAUUCUUGUAUACUGGCACCAUCAAAAUUCAGUAUGCAGCAAUCCGCGAUAUUCUAGAGGUUGCUGACUACCUACAGAUAGAUGACCUUAAAUCUGAGUGCACUAAUUACCUAAUGGGAGUUGAAGUGAGCAUCAGUAACUGCGUACACAUGUGUUUGCUUGCAAGUCAGUAUGACUUGGAUAACUAUCCAAGAGUAUUUGAAUACAUGCGAGGACAUCUGCCGGAAGUGUUACAACAACCAGAUAUGCUCAUUUUAACUGCUGAAUCAGUUGUAGAAAUGAUUAAGGAUCCUACUUUGAGUUACGUUCCCAGAAUUGACUUCUUCAAGUUCAUUUUAAAGUGGGUGGAGAAUGACAAAGAGCAGCGAAUGAGGUUUUUUGAGGUCAUGUUUUGUGCAUUGGAGCUUCAAAAAAUGAAUAAGGAAUUCUUGGAAAUGGAGGUGGAAACCUGUGAAUAUGUUGCCAUGUCAGAAAAAUGCAAGGUGCACUUGUUAAAUGUGAAAAUGAAAUACAUGACUGGUCUGUUGUCUGCGGAUGGCAAGACAGACGUGAUGUUGUUGGUGGGUGGCUGUGGAAUGGGACCACUGUUUCACGCAUUCUAUGCGGUGCCAUUCCUACCUGUGGUGGACCUUCAGUCCCUUAACUGUGUCUAUGGGUAUGUGAUCAGUGACAAUCGCUGGGUGGAGCUAGCGCCGUUGCCAAUGGCAAUGAGGCGUCCAAUAGUGGCCUUUCACAAUCAGACUAGCUGCUUAUAUGUGUAUGAUGGAAGUGUUGGAAUUCCUGUUGAGGACAAGAUAGCAUACCUUCAUAAGUAUGACAUAGUUGGUAAGGAGUGGACAACGGUUCAGAUCCGUCUCCCAGCUCCCGUUGAUGAUAUAACAAUCCAUGCUAUUUUAUUUCUUAGUGACAACCAGUACAUGGUGGCCUCUGCAAGGCCAUACUCCUCUGAUCCCCAGAAAACUACACAGCAAAACGUCUAUAUGUUCCGUAUAAAUAGUGAUUUGACUCAGUGUUGCACCAUUGAAACUCUGUGCACCAGAAAUUUCAAGACCGAAGUUCAGGUCUGUGUAGCAGAAGGCAAGUACAUUUGCGUAAUGUGCUAUAAAUGUGGACCUUCAGGAAUCAAGAGGAACAAAACCGUGCGCUUUUUCGUGAAAGAUGUUACCAAGGGACAAGCAAGAAUACCAGAAUUUUCUAGAGGUGCUACCCACGAAUCGCUGAUGUUUGCCAUAAACCAUGAGGUGUACGUGACUAAGCCAGGGUGCUACAGAUUCAGAAAGUUUGACCUGCGAACCCUGCGUUGGGCAGCUGGAAAAGAGCUGAUAGUUCCAUAUUCCGAGGACUCUGCAACUAGUGCUAGGAAUGACUUUGUCCACGGCACAUUUAAGAAUAAAAUGUUCAUUUUCGGAGGCCGCAAUGGUAAAACGUUGGUCAACACAGCCUGUGCUGUGGAUGUCACCGCCAGAAAGCUAGAAAACCUGGAACCUGUACCAAAACCAAUUGCGGAUGGCACAGUUAUUCAUGCAAGGAUACCAAGCGAUGUCAUAAGUUGCCAUAUUGACUGUCCCCACUGCAAGUAUACAAGUAUGCGGUCGGUCGUAUCCUACAAUGGUGUGGAGUAUCCCGAUGAAGAUGACAUCUAUGAUCAUGAUCUGUCCUAUGAUGAUGAAGAAGACGAUGAUGACAUGUAUUCAGACUUUUGGGACAAUGAUAUGUAUGACAGAGUCGACAUGUAUGGAAACUAUGAUUGGUUUUAAAAUUGAGGUGACAUAUACUGAUGUUAUGGUAAACUUACUGUAUAGGCAAGUUUUAUAUUGUAUUACUGGGUAGUUUGCUUUUUGUACUAACGGAUAGAUUGCAAAGGUAACAACAGCGUGAGACUGGGUAAGGUAUGUAUACAUAAUUAUAUAUAUGUACAGCAUUUGUGAAAAGAAACUAGCACCUUUUCUUCAAACACAUCAUGUUUUCAUGGGUUUACUGUCAUGUUUGAUCCUGACAUAGGUUCUGAAUGAUUGUCCAUCUAAGUUUUAGCUUUGUGGUAUGAAUAUGAUGUUACUUGAAAAGGCAAAACUGUUUCAUUUAAACUACAACAUCUGCAACUAUCCAUACAACAUUGACGAACUUAUUAAUUGACUAUUUGAAUGUUCUUUAGUACAUUAACAACACCUUUAUUAGUGAAGUGCUAGUGUGCUAUGAUAAACAGACAGUAUUCUUGAGAGGUUGCUCAAUGCAUCAUAUGAAUAUGCAUAUUGCAAUGAGUUAAGCUGGUAUAUUGCUUAAUGUUUUGCAAUGAGACAUUGAAAAAAGAAUAUUUAUAAACGCGCUCUGAAAAAAUGCAUGUGCUUAAAAUGUCAUCCCAGAUUAGCUUGUGUGGAUGGCAUGGGCUAAUCAUGGAAGACGCAUUUCCUGAUUUAUGGAUUUUAUAGCUCACCUGAUUGCUCAGGUGAGCUUUUGUGACCGGUCUUUGUCCGUCAUAUGUCCGUCCAUCCGUUAACAUUUGCUCGUAAACACUCUAGAGGCCACAUUUCUUGUCCCAUCUUCAUUAAACUUGGUCAGAAGCUUUGUCCCAAUGAAAUCUCGGCCAAGUUCACUAGGUCAAAGGUCAAGGUCAAGAUGACCUGAAAUAGUAAAAUGGUUUCCGGAUGAUAACUCAAGAACGCUUAGGCCUAGGAUCAUGAAACUUCAUAAGUACAUUGACCAUAACUUGUAGAUGACCCCUAUUGAUUUUCAGGUCACUAGGUCAAAGGUCAAGGUCACGAUGACCCGAAAUAGUAAAAUGGUUUCCGGAUGAUAACUCAAGAACGCUUAGGCCUAGGACCAUGAAACUUCAUAGGUACAUUGAUCAUGACUCAUAGAUGACCCCUAUUGAUUUUCAGGUCACUAGGUCAAAGGUCAAGGUCACGGUGACCCGAAAUAGUAAAAUGGUUGCCAGAUGAUAACUCAAGAACGCUUAUGCCUAGGAUCAUGAAACUUCAUAGUAACAUUUAUCAUGGCUCGAAGAUGACCCCUAAUGAUUUUCAGGUCACUAGGUCAAAGGUCAAGGUCACGGUGACCUGAAAUAGUAAAAUGGUUUCUGGAUGAUAACUCAAGAACGCUUAUGCCUAGGAUCAUGAAACUCCAUAGGUACAAUGAUCAUGAUUGCAGAUGACCCCUAUUGAUUUUCAGGUCACUAGGUCAAAGGUCAAGGUCACGGUGACCUGAAAUAGUAAAAUGGUUUCUUGAUGAUAACUCAAGAACGCUUAUGCCUAGGUUCAUGAAACUUCAUAGGUAUAUUGAUCAUGACUCGCAGAUGACCCCUAUUGAUUAUCAGGUCAAAAGGUCAAAGGUCAAGGUCACAGUGCCAAAAAUGUAUUCACACAAUAGCUAUCAAGGUCACGGUUACUCAACUUAGAAAAAUGGUUUCUGGAUGAUAACUGAAGAAUGCUUAUGCCUAGGAUCAUGAAACUUCAUAGGUACAUUGAUCAUGACUCGCAGAUGAAAUAAUGGUGAAACUUGACCAGGAUGUUUGUCUGUACAAUAUCUAGGUCAAGUUUGACAUUUGGUAAAGAUUUAAUGAACCGACUCCUCUUAGGUGAUCGAACUAGGGCCAUCUUGGCCCUCUUGUCAUUGAAAGUAAGUCUUCUUAGCCAAAAUCUAGUGAAGUGUCGUCCCUGAUUAGCCUGUGCUGACUGGGACAACACUUUGUGCACAUGCAUUAGGCCCCAUUUUUAGCUCAUUUUUUGUGACUCGUCUUUGUCCGUCGUCUGUCCGUCUGUUCGUCCGUCAACAUUUGUUCGUAAACACUCUAGAGGCCACAUAUUUGUCAGAUCUUCAUGAAAUACGGUCAGAACAUUUGUCCCAAUGAUAUCUCGAUCGAGUUCGAAACUGGGUCAUGCUGGGUCAAAAACUAGGUCCCUAGGUCAAAAAAAAAGAAAAACCUUGUAAACACUGUAUAAGUCACAUUUCAUGCCCAAUCUUCAUGUUACUUUGUCAAAAUGUUUGCCUUAAUGAUAUGUUGGUUGAGUUCAAAAUGGUUCCGGUCCGUUGAAAAACAUGGCCACCAGUGGGCGGGGCAGUUUUCCUUAUUUGGCUAUAGAGAAACCUGGUAAACACUCUAGAAGUCACAAUUUUUGCCCAACAUCAUGAAAGUUGGUCAAAACAUUGGUUUAAUUGAUAUCUCGGACGAGUUCAAAAAUGGUCCAGAUCGGUGAAAAAACCUGGCCGCCAGUGGGCGGGGCAUUUUACUCUAUAUGUAUAUAGUGAAAACAUGUGACACUCUAGAAGUUAUAUACUUUUUUAUACCCCCACAAACGAAGUUUAGGGGGGUAUGUAGGAGUGAACUUGUCGGUCGGUCGGUCUGUCUGUCGGUCCGUAUUAAGUGUCCGCUCUCUAAUUCAAGUAGUUUUCAUCCGAUCUUCACCAAACUUGGUCAGAAGAUGUAUCUACAUAAUGUCUAGGCCAAGUUCGAACAUGGGCCUUGCCAGGUCAAAAACUAGGUCACGGGGUCACUUAGUGCGUUUUAAACAUUCAGCAUGUUGUCCGCUCUCUAAUUCAAGUAGUUUUCAUCUGAUCUUCACCAAACUUGGUCAGAAGUUGUAUCUACAUGAUGUCUAGGCCAAGUUCGAACAUGGGCCUUGCUGGGUCAAAAACUAGGUCACGGGGUCACUUAGUGCAUUUUUAACAUUCAGCAUGUUGUCCGCUCUCUUAUUCAAGUUGUUUUUUUCCGAUCUUCACCAAACUUGGACAGAAGUUGUAUCUAGAUGAUCUUAAGGCCAAGUUCGAACAUGGGCCUUGCCGGAUCAAAAACUAGGUCACGGGGUCACUUAGUGUGUUUUUUAACAUUCAGCAUGGUGUCUUCUCUCUUAUUCAAGUAGUUUUCAUCUGAUCUUCACCAAACUUGGUCAAAAGAAUUAUCUAGAUGAUCUGAAAGCCAAGUUUGAACACGGGCCAUACCAGAUCAAAAACUAGGUCAAAGGGUCACUUUGUACGUUUUACACAUUGAGCAUGGUGUCCGCUCUCUGUUUCAAGUAGUUUAAAUCUGAUCUUCCCCACACUUGGUCAGAAGUUGUAACUAGAUGAUGUGUAGGUCAAGUACGAAAAUGGGCAAUGCUGGGUCAAAAACUAGGUCAUGGGGUCACUUAGUGUGUUUUAAACCUCACCAUGUUGUCCGCUCUCUAAUUCAAGUAGUUUUUAUUCAAUCUUCACCAAAAUUGGUCAGAAGUUAUAUCUUGAUAAUGUCUAGGGCAAGUUUAAAUAUAGGUCAUGCCGGGUCAAAAACAAGGUCACUGGGUCACAUAGUGCGUUUUAAACAUCACAAUGUUGUCCGCUCUCUAAUUCAAGUAGUUUUCAUCCAAUCUUUACCAAACUUGGUCAGAAGUUGUAUCUAGAUGAUGUCUAGGUCAAGUUUGAAUAUGGGUCAUGCCGGGUCAAAAACUAGGUCACGGGGAAUCUCAGUGCGUUUUAAACCUCACCAUGAUGUUGUCCGCUUUCUAAUUCGAGUAGUUUUCAUCCAAUCCUCACCAAACUGGGUCACAAGUUUUAUCUAAAUGAUCUCUAGGACAAGUUUGAACAUGGGCCAUUCCGGGCCUAAAACUAGGUCAGGGGGUCACUUAGUGUGUUUUUUAACAUUCAGCAUGGCGUCCGCUCUCUAAUUCAAGUAGUUUACAUCCGAUCUUCACCAAACUCGGUCAGAAGUUGUAUGGAGAUGAUCUUAAGUUAGAACAUGGGCCUUUCUGGGUCAAAAACUAGGUCAAGGGGUCACUUAGUGCGUUUUAAAAAUUAAGCAUGGUGUCUGCUAUUUUUUGUGAAGACGACAUGCAAAAUAUUAUGUGUCAAUACAGCAUGUGGGGGUAAUAGUCACGUCUGUGACAAAGCUCUAGUUGGUCCAAUUUUCAUGAAAUUUGGUCAAAACAUUUGUGUUCUUGAUACGAGAGUUGAGUUCCAAAAAGGUUCCGGUAAGUUGAAAAACAUGGCUGCCGGGGGGAGGGGGGUAGGGCUCACACAGGUUGGGUCAGAUAAUACAUAAGUUAAUUAAAAUAAAACUACAUUAUUUAUAAUAGCAUGUUUUAGCGUUCUUAAAUAUUCAACUGUUUGUCAAAUAUAUUGUAUUGAAUAUUAUACUUUUUAUUGUUUUGAUUUAAUUUAAUUAUUUAAUUAUGAAUGAACUUUAUAUUACUAUAAUUUAUUAAGUUUACACAACGAUGUUGAAAUUAAUAAGCAAACGUAAGUAUUACUUGGAAUAGCGAUCAAAAGUGCAUGUAUAGGAAAAAAACCUGUCAAGCAAAAAUAAAGCUUGUCUAAUUUUGAGGAGUGAAGCCAAAAAUAACUUUCACUGUAAGCUCUAACUGCCUUUUCUACUUUGAAGUCAAUAUAUUUUAUAAUACAAGUUUCGUUUUUUUAACAUCGCCAUUUUGGGAUCUAAAAAACAAAACUCUACAUUUCUGCUUUUGGUGCGUUACUUCUAUUAAUGUAUGACAAUUUGUAAUAACAACACUGCUUUAACUAAUAAAGGAUGUGAUUUUACUACACGUUUAACAUGUAAUCUUGUACUUCGUAGCUAGCGACCCGAACCGGUAUCGUUGCAGAAACUUUGACCCGGAUCGGCAGGUAUUUUUUUGACCCGCGGAUUCGUGUUUUUUCGGGUACCCGUUUGAGCACUAGAGGGGGGCAGUUUUCUUUUAUUUAUAUAGUAAAAAAAGCAUGUGAACACUUUAGAAGUCAAAUUAUUUGCCCAAUCAUCAUGAAACUUGGUGAAAAGAUUGGUUUUAUAUAUAAGUCAGAUAAGUUUGCAAAUGGUCCUGAUCGGUCAAAAAACAUGGCUGUCGGGGGGGGGGGGGGCAAUUUUUCUUAUAUGACUAGAGAGAAACCUUGUGAUCGAACAAUAUAGAAGUCACAUUUUUUGCCUAAUCAUCGUGAAAAUUAGUCAAUACAUUGGUUUUAUUGAUUUCUCGAACAAGUUGGAAAAUGGCUCAGAUCGGUGAAACACAAUUUUAGCUCAACUGAUUGCCCUUGGAUUGUCAAAGUUUUCAUUAUAUUAUACAAAAUCCUUGUAAUCACUCUAGAGGUCACAAUUUUGUUUCAGAUUUUAUGAAUCUUAGUCAUAAUAUUUAUUUUUGUAAGCAAAGUUUGAUGUUUGGUAAGGCGGGUCAACUCAAAAUAUAGUUAACCAGGUCAAAUCUUACAAAAACAAAAACACUCCAUACGUCAGAGUUUUGGUUCAAUAAUGAUGAAACUUGACCACAGGUUUUUUUUUCCACUUUUUAGGAAGAUAGCCCAUGGCUUUGGAAUUGGGAAUUUUAUCGGCAUUUUCAUGAAAUUGGGAAAAUAAAUUCAUUAGCCUUUUUCUCCACACGAAAAGUCCACUGAUUAGGGAAAUACUAAAUUUGAUUUAACUCUUUAUAAUCAUUCAAAUUAAAAGAAAAAAAUCAUAUAAUAUUUUGUUAGAUGUAAUUGAAUUAAAAUUGAGAUAAAAUACACAUACGACUUCUUUCUAGAAAAAAAAAAAAAAAAAAUUUUUUUUUUUUUUUUUUUUUUGGAAAUUGGGAAUUUUUUGCCACAUUUUGGGAAAAAAGUAUACUUUUUGGGAUUGGGAACAUAGCCGAAUUUCGGCUAUAAAAUCGGGCCAAAAAAAACCCUGGACCAGGAUGUUUUGUCUGGACAAUAUCUAGGUCAAGUUUGACAUUUGGUAAACAUUGAAUGAACCAACUCCUCUCAGGUGAGCGAACUAGGCCAUCUUGGCCCUCUUGUAACAGAUAAUGGCUUAUAUAAAAAAAAUACUUAAGUGUUAAUAAAAAAAUGUAUUAUUUCAAAACACAUGUUUGGAAAGCAUUCAGUCUCUACUCUGUAAAUCUGUUAUCAUGUGCCAUGUUUCUUGUAUUGUAAAUUGAAAUGCCUUGAUGUGUUCCAUUUUAUUUCAUGUGAUGUGUCGUAAAAAGCAUACAUUGAAUGAUUUAGCAUAGCUCUAAUCUAGCUGUAUUAUUUUUAUUUUAAUGUAAUUUGUGUGUGUUUCACUUCUAUAGUGUGAUAUUUUAGUAUACUCAAUUACUUGAAGUUGGAUUUCAUUUGCAAUAAUGGUAUCCAAUAUUCUAAAUGGCCUUGAGGAAUUUUUAGACCUGUGCUCAAAUCUUUGCUUGCAUUUUGAAUGCAUAAUUCUUCACUUGAACUGCUUAUGCAAAUUAUAACAUUGCCGCUAUAUAUUCUCAUAUGAAAAUUUUUGUGAGCUACUGAAGAAAAUUAUUCAGAUAUUCUGUUAAAUACAGUGUGUGAAAGUGUAUAAAAAGAUUAUAUAUAAUAAAUUGUCCAUAUAUUAUUCUUAAGAUUUAAAUCCAAAUUUUAGCUUCUUACCAGAUUCAUACAAAAUUUGACAAUUAUCAAGGAACUUAUUCCUGCGUUCGGUGAUUAUUUAUCAAACAAUGCAUGUUUAUAAUCUUUCUAAUUAUAACAAAUGUAUUGAUUAUUGUUUUUAAACAUACCUGUAGUAGCAUACAUGUAAUACAUGUAACCUGAUUUUCUUUACAAAUCUCCUUUUCCAUAAUUUUUCAAAUGUAAAGAGCUCCAAAACAUUUUUAACAAAAAUGAGAAAACUUCAGCGACCAUAGGCCCACAGUCAAGACAUAUCCUAACCCCAUGCUUAAGUAAUCUUGGAAAAAUAUUAUUAAGCUCAUAGAAAUUUUGCACUUUUUUAAUUAUUUUUAGCUGUACUAUUCACUGAAUAGUCUAGCUAUACUUCUCACCCAAAAGGCGGCUUUGGUCAGUCUGCUUAAUGGUUUGGUCAAGGUUAAUGUGCAGCAUCUCCAUAUCACUGUUUCUACUACAGGUAUUCAAUGGAAACUUCACACAUAUAUUUUGGAUUAUUGUGUGAGUGCACAUACAACAUUCCAUAACUCUGGCCAGCCAUUUAGUAGAAUUACGCCCCUUUAUGUAGUUAGCCAAUUGGUAAGAGUAACCGUGCAACAGCUCCUUAUCACUGUAUCUAUGCCAGGUAUUAAAUUUACACGUUGCACAUUGUUUGUGGUCACUGGCCAAGUUCAAUAUUUCUGACCUGCAAUUUAGCAGUGUAAUUCCCUGUUUGUACUUUGAAAAUUUAGUCAUGUUAAAGUUUGCAUGCAACUUCUCCAUAUCUAUUUAUCUACUACAGAUGAAAACUUUCCAUACGUAUCCAUGGUCUUUAAAAACAAUCACUGAACAUGAACUAUAAUGUUGACCUACUUUAAGCAGGAUUGGUUCUUAUACAAUUAUGUUAAGGUUUGCAUGCAAGAUGAAAUUCAGGAUAGGGUUUGUCUGCAACAAGUGACCAUCUCUAUUACAGAAAUCCUAUUGAAACUUUGCACAUGUCUUCGGGAUCAAAAUGCAUGGUCACUGAUCAAAGCUGAUUAAUCUGAACUGUCAUUUAGCAGAAUUAUGCGCAUUUUUGUACUUUAAAAAAUCGGGUUAAUACUUUGUUAUACAGCUGAGAAAGUUCAGUGUUUUUGUUUGUAACAGCUUAAUGGCUCAACAUCUACUAUAUAUAUUCAAAUAAUAUUUCCUCUAAAUAACUCGGUGCUUCAAGGUAUUGUGCUGACGUUUGUGUGGACAAUCGUUAUAUCACUUGACUGACAGAAAAUGUGCAUGACACUAGCAAAGCAGAUGAAUAGUCCAGCAAUCUGUCUUGAGAGAGCUCUUGUUAGUAUUCAUUAAAGAAAUCUCAAAUCCAAGUGCAGCCUUGUCAGAUUUUGAUAUUUGUUUCAUUUGAUAUUUAUACACUCCUGUUGUGCUUAAAUUCUGUUCUAACCAUUUCAUUAAGUUUGUCUUUUGAGACAGCCACAGCAUAAAGAAUUUGGGAUAAAGUUCACCUUAAACAUCAGAAUCAGUUUAAACUGUCCUAUUUUGUGAAGACUUUAAACUGACUCUAAAUAAUACAUAUCUGAAAUAAAUAAGCGUAAAUAUUGCAAUUUUUUUUUUAAUAUAUGUCAUGUUUUGUAUGUGUUGACUUCAUUUGGAUAUCAUUGUUCACUUGUGUUAAUAAAUAUGUUUGCAAUGUGUUCAAUAAUUAUAUAAUCUGUAUGACUCUAAUAAACACCAAUGUUUAAAUGC
Molecule: messenger RNA, 10421 nt
Organism: Dreissena polymorpha
Lineage: Eukaryota; Metazoa; Mollusca; Bivalvia; Myida; Dreissenidae
Product: kelch-like protein 21
Exons: 3
Coding region: 32-2128 (698 amino acids)
Molecular function (GO): protein binding
Source: RefSeq, a predicted model, not a curated record